ACUUGUCAUUAGGUUGACAACAAAUAGAAGUUCAAUUUAAAUGAUUUACUUUUGUUUAUUUUCACUUUUACUCUUAAAUGUUUUGUGAUUAAAGGCGAAAAUUUAGUUAAUUAAGAUUAACCAAGUGUAUCUAUUAACAUUUACAUUGUCUUCUUUUUAAUUUUCUAUUUAAUGUUUUACUCUAUAAAAUUGACUCUCUUCAUUUCAUUCACUCUAUUUGCAAGGAUUGCGCUUGGUUAACAAUUACAUCGAUCAUAUAUGUCAUUUGCUUUCAAAAUGAUUGCUCCAACAACAACCAUUGAAACGGUCACUAUUGUUAGACCUUUAAAGGUGAUCGCAUUCAUAUGUGGUAUCAUUGUGUUAUUUUUAAUGACAUUAUGCAUCGGAUCAUCAAAUUGGUUAACCUCAGAAAAGUAUCGUCAAGGUUUAUGGGAAUAUUGUAUUGAAGAAGAUGCUAUUCAACCGUUGCCUUUCAAUCUUAAAAAUGGCCCUGGAUGUUUUCCGGGCAGAGAUGCCGGUUACAUCAAAUUAGCUGGAAUACUUUGCUGCUUCGGUUUGGGAUUUGAUUUUUUUGCAACCAUCAUGACUGGAUUUGGCCUUAGCAGUAAAGACCCAAGGAAAAAAUAUACUCUCUAUCGAUUUGCUUUAUAUAUCAUGGUUGCUGCAUUUGUUGUUAUACUAAUUGCCUUGGUGGUUUACCCUGCUUACUUUGCGGCUGAAUUUAACGAGAGUAAUCGUCAAGUAUGGGAACUUGGCUGGGCCUAUGGUGUAGGCUGGGGAGCAGCCAUAUUUUUACUUGGAGCCAUAUUGUUAUUACUCUGUGACAAAGAGACGGAAGAAAUUUACUAUAAAGAAAGGACGAUUGUACAUACACAGACAAACGGAGGGGGUGACCUGAAAGCCUAACAUCAAAAAUCAAACGAAAUAUCAAUUGACGUAGCUUAAAAGCCCUGAAAAAAGGAAACUAUAUACUGUAUUAUAUGCAUGAAUGAUGAGUGAUGAGCCAAUUUCAAUAAUCAAUUACAAAUUUUUAACUGUUAGAAAUUAAUUUUUGUUGAUAAUGUGAUCAGAAUGUUUGGUUUUCACUUCAAUCUUCACCUUAUUCUGAAACUAUUACGAUAAUAGAGUUAGCAUUUUCUAACAGAGACAAAAUUUUCAAAGUUAUCGAAACAUAAAAUAUUUGUUUUAAUCAAUAUCAAAAUCAUUAAGGAUCAUAUUAAUCGAUUUAAUGAUCUAAACUAUACCAAACAAUUGACAAAAAUAAUUUCUAACCAUUUAAGUUAUAAUCAUUUAUAAUUGAAAUUGACUCUAACUUAGCUCUCAUUCAUUGUAUAUAAUUAAAUUGUAAAGAUAAUACUAAACUCCUACAGUAGACACUCAACAAACGAAUCAAAAACCAAAAAGACAAUUACUAUUUACUAUUAAUUGAUUUCUUCCUAAAAUCUUAAUUUCUCAUUCAGAUUUACACCGUGAUCAAGAAUACAAGUCCAACUAUUUUUCCAAAUUUUUUCAUUAUCAAAGGAAAAUUCAUCAUAACAGCUAAGACAAUGGAGAUUUUGGAACUUUGGACGAAUUUCUCAAAGUCUCUCUUCUUUCAUCUUAUAUCGUCGAAACAUUUCGACGAUGAUGCAAAAAUUUGAAAAAAAGUUCGUCCCGUACUUAAGAUCACGGUGUAGAUCAGCUGAUA
Panonychus citri (citrus red mite) is the source of this 1687-nucleotide messenger RNA. RefSeq names its product transmembrane protein 47-like. The transcript has 5 exons. Bases 259 to 906 code for a protein of 215 amino acids. The record is from RefSeq and is a predicted model, not a curated record. Gene Ontology annotation, cellular component: cell-cell junction; membrane. Lineage: Eukaryota; Metazoa; Arthropoda; Arachnida; Trombidiformes; Tetranychidae. Gene Ontology annotation, biological process: cell-cell adhesion.